AUGCCUGAGUACAAUUCCACAGGAUUCCAACCUACUUUCUUCAUUCUCACUGGCCUCCGAGGGCUGGUGGGAGCCCGCUUGUGGCUGGGACCACUCCUGAGCCUGAUGUAUAUCACUACAAUGGCUGGGAACUGUACAGUUAUAUACUUGGUGAGGACAGAAAGGAGUCUACAGGAACCCCAGUACCAUUUCUUGUCCAUGCUGGCUGGGGCUGACAUUGUCUUGUCUGCCUCCACACUUGUGUCCGUGCUAAAGGUCUUUAUCUUUGACCUUUAUGAAAUUGCGUUUGACAGUUGCCUGGCUCAACUCUUCUUCAUCCACACAUCCUCUUCCAUGGGCUCAGGAAUCCUGUUGGCCAUGGCCUUUGAUCGCUUUGUGGCCAUCAGUCACCCACUGCAAUAUACCACUAUCCUUACAAACUCACGAGUCACCAAAAUGGGGCUAGCAGCCUUUCUAAGGGGUGUGGCCCUCAUGAUCCCCUUGCCCAUCUUGCUGAAGAGGCUACCCUUCUGCAAGGGCCAGACACUCUCCUAUUCCUAUUGUCUCCACCCAGAUGUUAUGAAGUUGGCUUGUGGCCAAGUCAAAAUCAACAUUUUCUACGGGCUGGUUUUGGUUAUCUUUUCUUUUGGGGUUGACUUUCUGCUUAUAGCCAUUUCUUAUGCACUGAUAUUUCAAGCAGUUCUUGGCAUUGCUUCUAGAGAAGGCCAGAUGAAGGCACUCAACACCUGUCUGUCUCAUAUCUGCAUUGUCUUCAUUUACUAUGGACCUCUCUUGGCCAUAACUGUGAUGCAUCGGAUUAGCCACAGAAGUUCUCCUUUAGCACAUGCUGUCCUGGGAAACGUCUACCUCUUUAUGCCUCCAAUGCUCAAUCCAAUCGUGUAUAGUCUCAAGACAAAGCAGAUCCGCUCUGCUCUGAGAAAAUCUCUCAAGAUGCAGAGGAGUUGA
Messenger RNA from Jaculus jaculus (lesser Egyptian jerboa), 945 nucleotides. RefSeq names its product olfactory receptor 51E1-like. Gene Ontology annotation, cellular component: membrane. Bases 1 to 945 code for a protein of 314 amino acids. The record is from RefSeq and is a predicted model, not a curated record. NCBI's taxonomy places the organism in Eukaryota, Metazoa, Chordata, Mammalia, Rodentia, Dipodidae. Gene Ontology annotation, biological process: G protein-coupled receptor signaling pathway. The transcript has a single exon. Gene Ontology annotation, molecular function: olfactory receptor activity; G protein-coupled receptor activity.